CUGUUCAGUACAAAAUUUUCCAAGAAAUAACUUUCAACUCUCUCAAGUGCCAAGCAGAGGACAAGGGUGGUCGGAUUCGCGUUCGCAAAGUCAGGUUGGGUCCAGAGAUGAAGAAGCUCGCAAGAAAUUGGCACAAUUUUCAACACAACAAACUCUCUCUCCCUACUCGCGACGAUCCAACUUUUGACGACUCUCUUCCCAUGGAUACAAAAGUUAUCUUCUCAUUGGAUAUGUAUCGUGAUUGGGGCUCGAUGAUUUUGGAAACUUUCCGAGCGAUUUCACUCACUGCUCUUCAAAGAUUAAAGAAGAACAAGAAGAGUUGGUUCGGUCUCUUGAAAGGAGUCAAGCUCGGCAGAGUCGCCUAUGGAGGGUAUGGUUUACUUCCUUAUGUAUUAUACUGUCUUCUGUUCAUUCCUGUCUUUGAAAACCUGAUAUAACUUGAUUGAAGUUUGAAUUUAAGCUCACCUGAGAGAUUUCAUUUUCAUGUAGACCGGUGUUUGCGGCUCUUCUCUGCUGUUACAUCCUCUUUCUCUUGUACUCCAUCUUUCAGCAGGCUUCAUCACCAUGGGAACUGGUAUGUCUCUUCUAUGCCCAUUGGGACAUAUGAAGCUCAGAAUUCAGGCUUUUCUGCAAUUUCUCAUGAAAUACCAUGCUUACUUCAUGGAAGAGGUUUACCCUUGGAUGAUUAUAUCAGCAGAUUGGUUUGCUGUUCUAGCCUGCACAUUUGCAAUCAAGGGGAUGCUCCAUGAGUCAUUGAAUCACAGACAAUGGAUCUGGUACUCGUGGUUUACUGGCCUUGUUCUGGCAAUUUUCUGGUUAUACUUCAUGUUCAGAUUGCCAAAGUUCCGGUGGGAUGUAAUCUGGCUGCCGUUUGGUCCUCUUGGUGGAGCGGCAAUCUGUCUCUAUGUGGAUCAUUUACUAACUGAAUCAUCGGAAGAGGUGAAAAGGCUCUGGAGAUACAUUUAUGUCUACAAAGCAAGCUAGAAUUCCUAUUCUGUCUACUUGAUGAAAAGUAUGGGAUAUGAGAAACAGUUUGGAAUUUAAAGAACAUUAUGAAGGUCUUCCAAAGGAUCAUAUGGAGUAUGGACUGAGCCUCCUGGUGAUGUCAGCCGUUAGAUGGAGCUAACAUAAGUUCUUGCAUUGAUUUUCUGACGACUCCAUUUUUGUUUUCUACUUCCUCGGUAGUGCCAAAGAAUCAUUGAAUGCAGAUAGGAACUGUCACAUGGUCAAGGACCAAUUUAUUGGGUCACCAUUUGCUUCCCCUUUCCAGGUAAAUGUGGAAUUUGGAAAAGGCCAAGAGAGCAUUGUUUCGGUGAGGUAGCACCAAUUCGGAUUGUUUUGGUGACGUGGCAACAAUUCGGAUACUGUAUCUGAAACUGUUUUAUUUUAUGUAUCCGAACUACUCUAUCUAUGUCUUGAUCUUUCAGUUGCGUGGCUGGUGUCCUGAUGCAUUUAUCAUUAUAGUUAUAGCUGUCCCCAGUCUCCAUGAAAUUAUUUUCAUGAAACAAUUAGCAAUGCUUGAAUGUAUGUGCCCUCAGACUACAAAAUGAGAAUCUAUUGAAACUAAUUUGUUGA
Prosopis cineraria is the source of this 1575-nucleotide messenger RNA. RefSeq lists its product as uncharacterized. The transcript has 7 exons. Lineage: Eukaryota; Viridiplantae; Streptophyta; Magnoliopsida; Fabales; Fabaceae. The coding region runs from base 565 to 984 and encodes 139 amino acids. The record is from RefSeq and is a predicted model, not a curated record.